Molecule: messenger RNA, 1605 nt
Organism: Thermothelomyces thermophilus ATCC 42464
Lineage: Eukaryota; Fungi; Ascomycota; Sordariomycetes; Sordariales; Chaetomiaceae
Exons: 2
Coding region: 148-1266 (372 amino acids)
Source: RefSeq, a predicted model, not a curated record
AUGCCUUCCCGCAGACCCUCUUCGGCGGCAACCUCAUCAAGGGCCUCAGAGUUCAAGCUUAUCAGUAAUAUAGCUUUUUUGUAUUGUUUGAUACCAGGAAACACACGAUUUUGGCCUUGACCUUUUUUUUUCCUCUCCACCACUGCCAUGGACAUCCAGCAGCCUCACUCGCAGCCGCCUCUUGGCCGCUACGAGCCUAAUCACGCAUCGGAACACUCACACAACGGCGACCAUACCCUCAACUCCUCGACUCUCCCAUAUCGGCCCCGUCCCGAUGCUCCAGAGACCACUUAUCCCAAUCAACAGCCAUACCCCGGCAGUGAGCCCUCCAAACCCACCUCAUACAUGGGGCCGCCACCACAUCCCUCUGCCCCUGCUCAAGGCCCCCUGAACACGUCCUCGUCGACGUCAUACAACUUGAACGACACUACCAGUUCUGCUCAGCACUUAGCCCAUGUAUCCCCGCAACCCAUUCCAGGCCCCGGUCUGGAUUCCAAGUCUGAACCCCCCAGUGUCCCAGGCCCCCACGCUGCUGCGUCAACCACCUCCUACCCGCCUCCCAACCACUACGGCCACGCAACCGCAACCCCCCCGGCAGCGCCAGCAGACGCUGUUCCCAAUGCGAUCAACGGCGGCACCAACGCCGCCACCGACAUCCGCGCCGGCCGCGCGUCCGCCGAGUCCGCCCUGCGCGAGCUGCUCGCCGCCCGGCGGCAGCGGAUCAUGGUUCACCGCGUCGACGGCGCGGGCGCCAACGGCCACGUCGCCGGCGGGAAGUCGGAUCUCGCGGCCGAGGUGGAGUGGAAGGUGCGGUCGCAGACGGGGCUGGUGCUGCUUGGGUUGAGGGGCUUGCAGGAGCGGGUCGGGACGGUCCUGGCCAGGGCGGAAGGGGAGCGGUGGAGGAGGUGGGGGGUUGGAGGAGUUAUAGCCUCUGUCAUCCCCCUCGUUAAACGCCUGUUCCGUCGCCGCCGGGGUGAAGACGACGACUCGUCCAACACGACCGAGUACGCUUUCAAAAAGAGCAGGAACCUUGUAUCGCGCAUCCUGGCGACCACGAAUCGACCGGGGCUGGGAACCGUAGCCUUCUUUGUUUUCGCCGUACUGUAUAUCUUUCAAAACGAGGUCACGCUGCGCGUGGCGCGGACCGUAUCGAAGCGGUUGAAGCGGCUCGCGGCCAAGGUUGAAGAUGGCCGCGAGGAGCUUACUGAGCACGACGUCAAGGUGUUGCAGGGGUGGAGAUGGCGAGUGCUGGCUUGGAGUGAGUGACAGCACUUGCGUUCAACACCAUUCAAUGAUACGACGUAAUGAGUGACAAGAGCGGGAUGGCCUGGCGUUAAGGAUGGAUGGAGUGUUACCAUGUGUGAUUGGCAUUUUGGAUGAUGCAGUUUGAUGAAGAUCGAUGAGUGACGACAGAUGUGACUUAUUACACUGAAGCCAUGGUUCUAGUUCGAAACAAUUCUUAGGCUGCCUUAGGGAGGUAGGCCGCACUUCUCUGGGAUGAAUGCCACUUCUAGUUCCUAAUUAUUGUUAGCCAUAUUUGUUUUCAUAUACAUAGGAAACACAUGAAUUACCGUAGACUACUCUUUAGAAUGUCAAACAUCUCCG